Cuscuta campestris is the source of this 2069-nucleotide messenger RNA. The record is from the annotation of a GenBank genome assembly. NCBI's taxonomy places the organism in Eukaryota, Viridiplantae, Streptophyta, Magnoliopsida, Solanales, Convolvulaceae.
AUAUAUCGCCGCUCGCCUCGGGAGAAAACCAAAGGCUCAACUCUUCCUGCAAAUAAACCAUCUCUGAUUUAUUUCUCCAUGGCCGACAAAACUAGUUUAUUGGGUAAGCAAAAGCGAGAUCUAUCAUAUGAGCGGGAGACCAAAUGGGCUCUGAAAAAACACAAGGAAAGAUCCGAGGAGAAGGAGGUCAAAGCAAGGGUCGAGUUGUUGGAGACAAAGUCUGAGGCUAAUUUAAUUCCAGUUAAGGACACAGUGGAAGGACUAGAUGAAUCUCCCCAUUUUGUUGAGGGAGUUGCCGAAAGAAAAAAGACGCUCAUUGUUGACAAUAUUUCUGUCCAAGCCAAAAUACCAGACCUCAUCAAUUUCUUCAAAGAUGAUGGAAAAGUUGUUCGAGUUCGAAUAUUUGUAAACCAUAAGGGCUUGAAUCUUGGCUUUGGCUCUGUUGAGUUUGCUUCUGCUAACGAAGCAAAGACGGCGCUUGAAAAGAAGAAUGGAGAAUAUUUGCAUGGGGAGAAAAUGACUCUUGGCUUGGCAAAGACAACUCCAUACCCUCAAAGACCCAGGUUUUGCCUAGAACGCAAGGUUUGGUACAAAGACCACUUUCAAAGAGAAAGCUUUCCGGUAGACAAGGAGGAGAUACCUCCCCGUUUUUUUGAGGCAAUUGCAGGAAGAGAAGAGACGAUCUUUGUUGCCAAUCUCUCUCCCCAAACUAAAAUGUUACAUAUCAUCAAGUUCUUCAGAGUUGUGGGUAAAAUUUUAAGUGUCCGACUCAUUGUAGACCGCGAGGGUAAGCAUGUGGGUUAUGGAUUUCUUGAGUUUGCAAAUGCUUAUGAUGCAAAGAAGGUGCUGGAAAAGAAGAAUGGUGAAUAUUUGGACGAUCAUAUGAUUUUUCUUAAUGGGGCUAAGUCAGCCCCAUGUCCUCCACGACCAAAGUACAGCCUUGCAGAGAAGCUUUGGUACGAAGACUACCUUCUACGAGAAAGCUUUCCACUAGAAGAAGAUGAACAAGAAAGCCUUCCGACAGAAGCAGAUGAGACACUGGAAGAACAUGAUGAAACUCCCAAUUUUUUUGAGGCAGCUUCCAAUCCUUCCAUAAGACAAAAGACUCUCUUUAUUGACAAUAUGUCUUGCCAAACUAAAAUAUCCGACAUUAUCAAUUUGUUCAAAGAUGUUGGAGAAGUAGUUCAUGUUCGACUUAUUGUAACCAAAAUGGGUGAGCUUAAGGGCCGUGGUUUUGUUGAGUUUGCUUCUGCUGGAGAAGCCAAGAAGGCGCAAGAAAAGAAGAAUGGUGAAUAUUUGUGCGGUAAUCAGAUAACGCUUUGCGUGGCUGAGAAAGCUCCACACCUUCCACCACCCAAGUAUUGCAUAGAUCACAAGGUUUGGUACGAAGACUAUCUUCGAGGAGAAAGCCUUCUGAUAGAAGAAGAAGAUGCAAUGGAAGGACUUGAUGAUUUUUAUGAGGAGGUUUCUUUGAGAAAAAAGACACUCUUUAUUUCAAAACUUCCUGUCGUCUGUAAAAUAAUACGACAUAUCAUCAAUUUCUUCUAUGAUGUUGGAGAAGUUGGUGUUCGACUCAUUGUAGAUGACAUGGGUAAGCAUGUGGGCUGUGGCUUUGUUACGUUUGCUUCUGCUAUUGAAGCAAAGAAGGGGCUGGGACUGAGGAAGAAAAUAAGAGGAAUGGCCUGUGGUUUUAUUUAUCUUGACAAGCUUGAGAUAGCUCCAUACCCUCUCCGGCCCAAGUACAACCUUGCAGAGAAACGUUGGUACGAAGACUACUUACCACGAGAAAGGCUUUAUAUGGAAGGAACCGUUCGAAAGAGACAGUUUUGCGGUAAGAAGAUUACCUUCACUGAAGACGAUGAUUGAUAGAAGAUGAACCUUUUUGGUGUGUUUUUACUUAUGGUCUAGGUAAUUGUCUAUGUACGUUAAAAUAUGCCUAGUUUUAAAUAUUUUGGUGUUAAACCGUUUUCUGCCUUGAUUACAUUUGUUGUCAAAAUCAUGAGCCUUGAUUACAUUUGUUGUCAAAAUCAUGAUAUCUAUUUUUUCAAGCUAGUCUAAAUGUGAUGGGA